Lycium ferocissimum is the source of this 1800-nucleotide messenger RNA. Its product is annotated as tubby-like F-box protein 5. Gene Ontology annotation, molecular function: protein binding. The record is from RefSeq and is a predicted model, not a curated record. The transcript is spliced from 5 exons. The coding region runs from base 314 to 1540 and encodes 408 amino acids. NCBI's taxonomy places the organism in Eukaryota, Viridiplantae, Streptophyta, Magnoliopsida, Solanales, Solanaceae.
UCCUCACAUUUGGGUGUGGGAAAACUUUAAUAGAUACACAGAGAGAGGAGGUCCUUUCUUCUUCCUAGCUGGUGACAUUUUUUCUUUAAAUUUGUUGGCGGAAAUAACGGUGGUUUUUGACGGUGGUGCCACUGGUGGUUGCCGGCAAUAUGACAUAAAGUCUAUAACGUUGCCGAUCCAGGGUUCCACCUAAGGAGUAAAGAUAUAUCAACCUCAUUGCCCGCCUUUCUAUCUUCUUAAUAAAAAUAAAGCUUUCCUUCUUUCAUCUUCUUUGUCACUUUUUGUUCAGGUGGAGUUGAUGUGAUUGAUAGAAAUGUCUUUCAAGAGCAUUGUUCGUGAGAUGAAAGAUGGGAUAGGGAAUAUAUCAAGGAGGGGAGCAGAAAGAAAGCAUUGGAGCAACAGAACCCGGUCACAUAUAGUCCCUGAUGUGGCCCUUUCUGAUCCCAUUGAACAAGGGCAAUGGGCUAAUUUACCACCUGAACUUCUUUUGGAUAUUAUCCGCAGGGUUGAAGAGAGCGAGGCAUCAUGGCCGGCUCGUUCUGUCAUUGUCUUUUGUGCAUCUGUUUGCAAAUCAUGGAGGGAAAUUACAAAGGAGACUGUUAAGACUCCUGAGGAAUGUGGUAGGCUUACCUUUCCCAUUUCACUCAAGCAGCCGGGUCCCCGUGAAUCCCCAAUCCAGUGCUUUAUCAAACGGGACAGAGCUAAUUCAGUUUAUCGCCUCUACUUUGGCAUGACUCCAUCUGAGGAUGAGAGGGAUAAACUAUUGUUGGCCGCAAAAAAGAUCAGAAGGGCAACAAGCACAGACUUUGUGAUAUCACUGGUUGCAGAUGAUUUUUCUCGGGCUAGCAAAACGUAUGCUGGCAAGCUGAGGUCUAACUUUCUUGGGACCAAGUUUUCCAUAUAUGAUAGCCAACCUCCAAGUGAUGCAGCCAUUCAGCAACCUGGUAGACUCAGUCGGAGAUUUCAUGCAAAGCAAGUUUCUCCAAGAGUACCUGCGUGCAACUACAGAGUAGCUACCAUUUCCUAUGAACUCAAUGUUCUUCGUACAAGAGGACCUCGGAGAAUGCAUUGCGCCAUGCACUCUAUCCCUUUGUAUUCAAUCCAGGAAGGAGGCACUGCUCCAACACCUAUAUCAUUCCCACAAUCUUUUGAUGACAAGUCAUUUUCGGCACCACUCUCAAAAGCAAAGGAGUCAGCUACGGAUAUCAGCUCAUCUGGCCUUUCAAGGUCAGCAGUGACGGUGACUUCUCAAGAGCCGCUUGUGCUAAAAAACAAGGCUCCUAGGUGGCAUGAACAAUUGCAGUGCUGGUGCUUAAAUUUCAAAGGCCGUGUUACUGUGGCUUCUGUGAAAAAUUUUCAGCUAGUGGCAGCAGUUGAUCCGUCUCACAAUAUACCAGUCGCAGAACAAGAAAAAGUAAUUUUACAGUUCGGCAAAAUUGGAAAAGACAUCUUCACCAUGGACUACCGCUAUCCGCUUUCUGCUUUCCAAGCUUUUGCAAUCUCCUUGAGCAGCUUUGACACCAAACCGGCAUGUGAAUGAUUUCAUGCAGAUUGUAAAUCAGGAUAAACUUCCUUUCUUCUUUUUGGGCUGCUUCAAAAUGUUCCGAGUUCAUGUUCAAUCUCUGAGAAAGUUCUCACUGCACGGCCCUUUAUAAAAAUGAGAAUGUCAGUUGUGCCCGGUGUAGUUUCUCUAAUAGUAGUAUUCUCAUGCUUACUGUUUCCUUGAUCUAAAAUUAUCCUUAAGCUUGUAAAUUAUCAUUCAGCUUUAUUCCAGUUAAUUAAGAAAUUUUUUUUGAUCUA